Messenger RNA from Branchiostoma floridae (Florida lancelet), 3762 nucleotides. Its product is annotated as ATP-binding cassette sub-family B member 6, mitochondrial-like. Bases 40 to 2562 code for a protein of 840 amino acids. Gene Ontology annotation, molecular function: ATP binding; ATP hydrolysis activity; ABC-type heme transporter activity. The record is from RefSeq and is a predicted model, not a curated record. Gene Ontology annotation, cellular component: membrane. NCBI's taxonomy places the organism in Eukaryota, Metazoa, Chordata, Leptocardii, Amphioxiformes, Branchiostomatidae. Gene Ontology annotation, biological process: transmembrane transport; heme transport. The transcript has 20 exons.
GCUACGCAGUCACAGUGAGGACAGUGAAGAAGCGCCACCAUGCAGCUGCCUACGUACUGCAGCCCCAACAGCUCCCUAACCCCAGUGUGGGUGGACCAGGGUCUGUCCGUAUGUUUCACCGAGACCCUCAUCCCUUCAAUCCUCCAAGGAUUCAUCCUGAUUUUCGGAGGAAUACAGGGCCUCUUUCUCAUGAAGUAUUCUACCGUUAUAGAACCAAAAUACAUCCCCAAAAGCGCCUUGUAUAAGCUACAGAUCACGUUACACGUGCUGCUUGUUGUCCAAGCAAUCGUACGGUUAGUCCUACAUGUCACGCUUGGAGCGAAGACGUUCUACGGAUACAUGAUCCUCUACACAUGCUUGUACGCGGUGUCGUGGUGGAUGGUGAUGAUUCUGAUGGGCGCGGAGAGGAAGCGGGAGAUCUUGAUGCGGUCGUCGCGGGGUCACGGCGCUGUCCUACUGCUGUUCUGGGCGCUGGCGUUCCUACUGGAGAACCUGGCGCUGGUGUCGUGGAACAGUGAACAGUGGUGGUGGGAGAUACGCACCGUGGACCAGAAGGUGGAGUUUGGCACCUGGGUGGUGCGUUACAGCUGCACCCUGCUGCUAUUUCUGCUGGGCCUGUGUGCACCUGGCCGGCCCCACAAGCCUUACAUGAACAUCAUCAAUGAGGACAGGGACGUGGAACAGGCUGAGCCGUUAUUGGACGAGCUUGGGACAGAGUCGCAAGGUUCGACAUUCCGCGGUUUCAUCCGGAAGUGUAAGAUGCUGUGGCCGUACAUGUGGCCGAAGGGCAGCCUGGCGCUCCAGCUGCGUGUCGUGUUCUGUUUCCUUCUCCUCGCCGCGGGAAGGGGCAUCAACGUGCUGGUGCCUAUCUACUACAAGAUCAUUGUGAACCGUCUGUCCAAGGCAGAGUUCCCCUGGGAUGACAUCCUUCUGUACACAUUCUGGAAGUUCCUACAAGGGGGAGGGGCAGGCACUGCUGGACUGCUGAAUGGACUUCGUACUUUCCUGUGGAUCCUGGUACAACAGUACACCAACCGUACCAUGUCUGUACGGCUCUUCAAGCAUCUGCACCAGUUGUCUCUGAGGUGGCAUCUGACCAGGAAAACAGGGGAGGUUCUGCGAGUCAUGGACAGGGGGACACAGAGUGUCAAUAACCUGCUCAAUUAUAUCCUGUUCAGUAUUGCUCCUACCAUUGUGGACAUCAUCAUCGCCAUCAUUUACUUCACUGGAGCUUUCAACAUCUACUUUGGCCUCAUUGUCUUCGUCUGUAUGGCACUCUAUUUGGCACUGACCAUCUUUGUGACGGAAUGGCGGACCAAGUUCCGAAGAAAGAUGAACAUCAAGGAAAAUGCCAUGAAGCAACAGGCAGUGGACUCGCUCCUCAACUUUGAAACAGUAAAGUACUAUGGUGCCGAAGACUAUGAAGUGGACAAGUAUCGUGUUUCUGUGACAGACUAUCAAUUGGACGAGUGGAAAACCAAUGCAUCCCUGAGUGUGCUGAACAACGCCCAGAACAUAGUCAUCACCGUGGGGCUGAUAGCAGGGUCCCUUCUGUGUGCCAGCUACGUGUCGGACAAGACUCUGAAGGUUGGAGACUAUGUCCUGUUCUCCACCUAUAUUAUCCAGCUGUAUGCACCUCUUAACUUCUUUGGCACUUACUACAGAAUGAUCCAGGCAGCUUUUAUCGACAUGGAGAACAUGUUUGACCUUCUGAAGGAGAAACAGGAGGUCAAGGACAUCCCUGGGGCAAGGUCGCUGGUCGUCACGAAAGGUCGCAUCGAGUUUGACAACGUCUCAUUCUACUACCAGCAAGAGAGAAACAUCCUGAAGGACAUCUCGUUCACGGUCCACCCCGGUCAGACGGUGGCGCUGGUGGGUCCGACAGGCAGCGGGAAGUCCACUAUCAUCAGACUCCUCUUCAGGUUCUAUGAUGUCAUGGGAGGAGCUAUCCGCAUUGACGGACAGGACAUAUCCAAGGUGACCCAGAACUCUCUCCGAAGAAGCAUUGGUGUGGUGCCCCAGGACACUGUACUGUUUAACGACACCAUCAGGACAAAUAUCAGAUAUGGAAAGGUGGGCUCUAAAGAUGAGGAUGUGGAGGAGGCUGCUGAAGCUGCAGAGAUCCACGACAAAAUCCAGAUGUUUCCUGAUCAGUAUGAGACCAUGGUGGGGGAGCGUGGUUUGAAGCUGAGUGGAGGGGAGAAACAAAGAGUGGCCAUCGCUAGAACCAUCCUAAAAGCACCUUCCAUUGUACUACUGGAUGAGGCCACCUCUGCACUGGACACCCAGACAGAGAGAAACAUCCAGGCCUCCCUGAACAGGGUUUGUAACAACAGAACAACCAUCGUCGUUGCGCACAGAUUGUCAACCAUCAUCAAUGCAGACCAGAUCCUGGUGUUAAACGAGGGAGAGAUCGUGGAAAGGGGAAGACACGAUGAGUUGGUUGACCUCGGCGGAAUGUACGCUAACCUGUGGCAGCAGCAGCUCCUGCACCCCGAGGACGACAGCGCCAGCGGGUCCGAAAAAGGCGACAGCGAAGAGAACAAGAACAAGGACGAUUAACCCUCUUUCUACUAAGCCUCAACUUUUCUCUCUGAAGAAUGAAUGAAUGGUUUAGUAUAUGUCAUUGCCACACACAUCAUAGUAGCAUCAUUGGCUAAAGGAGUACUACAUAAAAUACUUUUUUCGGCCAGGUUGCCCAGGUGGCUACCUGCAUCAAAAGCCAGGUUGCGCCAUCAACACUUCAGGUUGCCCCACUUGGCUAAAGCAGUGCUCGAAAUACUUUUUUCAGCCAGGUUGCACAGGCUGCAACCUGAGUCAAAAGCCAGGUUACGCCAUCAACAUGUCAGGUUGCCCCACUUCCAAGUUAUGACAUUCAUCAAAUCAGUAACUUAUUCAUUAUCUUUUCUUUCGGUUACAUGUUACUACUUAGUAUGUUUUGUCUUAUCAAGAAAUAGAUACAAAAUCUUAUGUAUGAAGGUGGGGGAAAAGCAUUGUUCCAACUGACAACUUUCAGGUUGCACUCUGCACUACCUGGCCAUGGGUUGACAUUUAUGUUGCGUCAAUGAUUGCAUUUUGUAAGAGUGAAAGUGGGUAUUUCGAGCAGUGCUUAAGUGCAGUACAAAGAGCAAUUAAAAGUCAUCUGAAGGCAAUAAAGAUACAUACAUGUACAUCAGCUAAACACUACAAACCUUAUAGUUUUGAAAUAUAUUUAUACAUGUCUAAAUGCUUAUUGUUGGCACUAGCUCUUUGUCAUUAACUAGUUUCACCAGGUAAGGCAGUGAAUUCUUCCAAUAUCUAACAGUUCUACAUUUGAAUUGAGUUAUCCACCUUUCUCACGAGGCGACCAUCAUAGAUUGAAGACGAGGUCAAUGAGGCAAACAGACAAAACUUAUUUCUAAAAUCAGCACCCAUUUAGUUUUUCCCACGCCACACAAAUUUUCACAAUAUUAUAACCAGUGUCAUGCAGCGAAAUAUGUAGCAAUUUAGACUUGCGUACCGAUCCCAUAUUCCCUUAAUAAGAGAUGCAAAAUAAACAUAAUAAUGCAAAUAUUUGACGGACAUGCAGCCAUUCUCUUAUUGGUCAAUUUUGUAAUUUCCAUGCUAUCAUUGGUUUAACUACUAAUUAUGAUGGACAGUCUUUUGUUUGCCUCAUUGAACUCGUUUUAGAUCUAUUAUGGCCGCCACGUGAGAAAGGUGUAUAAGGGUAUCUGAGAUUCUAGCCAUGGAGACAAUGGUUUCUUGGCGGCUAUAUUCAGAAAG